CUAUAACGGCCUAACACUUUAUUCCUCCCUGUGUUUUCCAAAGAGACCUAUCCCGAAAGUAGCUGUUCAAGCCAUUUAAGAUCCACGAAUCAAAGAUCUACGAAUAACAAUGUUAAGCCAGCUAGUACUGAUAGAAAGCAAAAAUUAACGAAACUCGACCAGAGUGGCAAUAUUGAUCUACGUACAACAGCGACUACGUACGACCAUGUCGCUGAGUGCGAACAGUGAGCACGAGUUGUUAUCACACUUAAUUGGACCAGUUCGACGUUUUGGCGUCCGCAAAUGUAAGCGACGUUUCCUGCAGGGUGGUUUAGAUCCUGUGGAAGUGGAACCGGGACUCGACCUAUUCCGACGAAUUUAUUUAAAAUUUUAUGAUCAUAUUUUGUAUCUGCUUCUUGUUGGAAAGCUUCAAAAGAAUGACUUGUGGCAGGAACUAUUCCGCUUAAUUUAUAAUAGAUUGCCUUUCCCUCGUGUAAGUGAGAGAAUUUCGUCUGAUGGCACGCGCACGUGGCACAGGUUUCAGCACCAUCCUCUUUCGCCGGAAGAUCAUAUGCCAAGCGGAGAUACUCUUCGCGUUGCAUGUAACGCUUACACACGAGCCAUUCCUCGGCUGCGCGUCUGUAUCGGAACUAUUGAUGACGACGGUAACGAGUUGGAACCCAACAAUCACUGCAUUUAUAUGCAACAGCCCGGUGAAGGUCAAUGGAUUGUUGACUGGAACUAUCGAGAUAUUAAGAUAAACUGGGAAAGUUCAGAAUGGUGGCUGCAAACUCGAUUCUGGUUAUAUACUCCCGACGAUUUAUAUGGCGGCCAAGAUGCAAGCCAAAAUGGUAAUGAAAAUGCGGGCCAAAACGGCAACCAAGACGAAAACAAAGGCAGAAGUCAAGAUGAUGACCCAGAAGAGGGUCAAACCGGAAGUCCAAACGUGGGUCGAAAUGCAGAUCUGCCCGAACGCCCACCCGAUAACUCACGGGCAGAUCCAAGUUUAAAACAACUCAAAUUCCGCAAAGUAGAACUUGAGCCUGAGGUGCUCUGCAGCAACCAUCAUGUAGCUGUUCUGCACGACGCAUCUGAGGAGGCCGAGGAGUUCGCUCUCAACGAAAUCAAAUGUGUGUAUGUUUUCUAUAUCUAUUGGUGGGCAGCCGAUCGCCCAAGGGCUGAAGGGGUGGCUCCGGAAAUAAAGCUUAUUGUGCGUAUACACUGGCCGUAUUUGCAGCAAGCUCUACCUACGGGUACAGAGGAGCCCACCGUUGAAGCCGGAAGUUUAGUUACUCCAAAAGUCAACGUAAAAUCCUGGCUCGAUAAACGACUGAAGCAUCGCGAAAUAAGUUCGCGCGGUUUAACUUUGCUUAGUGGGCAAGGCAGCACAACUGAAGAUCUGCACUGAACAAGCGACAUCAAUACCAAUUGCAACGAUAGAUAUUUCUCUUGUAAUAUAAAUUAAAUGAUUAUAAAAUCGUG
Molecule: messenger RNA, 1461 nt
Organism: Varroa destructor (honeybee mite)
Lineage: Eukaryota; Metazoa; Arthropoda; Arachnida; Mesostigmata; Varroidae
Source: RefSeq, a predicted model, not a curated record